Messenger RNA from Carassius gibelio (silver crucian carp), 1271 nucleotides. RefSeq lists its product as uncharacterized. Gene Ontology annotation, cellular component: extracellular region. Gene Ontology annotation, molecular function: peptidase inhibitor activity. Lineage: Eukaryota; Metazoa; Chordata; Actinopteri; Cypriniformes; Cyprinidae. Bases 150 to 1271 code for a protein of 373 amino acids. The record is from RefSeq and is a predicted model, not a curated record. The transcript has 5 exons.
UAAACAAGAUGUAAGAGUGGAGCAGAAAAAGUAUCAGUAGCACUGUUCGCGUCCAAAGAUGCAAACAGUUUAGGGGAAGGAAGUGAAGAUGAAACAAUUGCAGAUAGCCGGGAGGGUGAAAGUGUGCAUAGGUUACGUCGAAAGAUGACAUGUGGAGGGUGGAUGGUUUUUGUCCGGCGACACUGACGUUCGUGCCGUCCCAUCGAACAUGUUCUUCUGAUGAAGACUGCCCUGGAGGACACAAAUGCUGUCGAUUUGACUGUGGGCCUGUUUGUGUGCUGCCUGUUUUCAUGAAGCCAGGUCAGUGUCCCCUACCAGAGAUGAUUUCACGGUGUUCUGAAAGCUGUUUCCAUGAUGGCCAGUGUCCUGCCACACAGAAAUGUUGCCCAACCACUGGUGGCUUUGCAUGCAGUGAACCACGUCGUCAGGGAAGAGGUCAGAUGAGUUGUCAGGGACAUGGACCGGUUUGGGGCCAGGGAAAGGGCAGCGGCCAGGGAAAGGGCAGCGGCCAGGGACUAGGAAGCGGUCUGGGUCAGGGUCAGGGCCGGGGCCAUCGACGGGGACAGGGAAGGGUACGCGGAAAGGGAAGCAGCCAGGGUCAGGGACAAGGCCAGGUAAGCGGCCAGGGUCGGGGCCAUGGAAGCGGUCUGGGUCAGGGAGGCUGCCGGGGACGGGGUCAGGGACAAGGCCAGGGCCAUGGAAGUGGCCAAGGACGGGGCCAGGGUCAGGGACAGGGUCAGGGACAAGGCCAGGGAAGUGGUCUGGGACAAGGACGAGGCCAGGGCCAGGGACGAGGCCAGGGAAGCGGUCAGGGACAGGGCCAGGGAAGCGGUCUGGGUCAGGGACGAGGCCAGGGAAGCGGUCUGGGUAAAGGACGAGGCCAGGGUCAGGGAAGCGGUCAGGGCCAGGGCCAAAGCCCUGGCCAGGGUCAGGGUCUGGGUCAGGGCCAGGAAUGCGGCCUGGGUCAGGGACAAGGCCAGGGAUGCGGCCUGGGUCAGGGACAAGGCCAGGGCAAGGGAAGCGGCCAGGGUCAAGGCCAGGGCAAGGGAAGCGGCCAGGGCCAGGGAAGUGGCCAGGGCCAGGGUCCGGGCCAGGGAAGCGGUCAGGGCCAUGCAAGCGGACAGAGCCGGGGUCAGGGACAAGGCCAGGGUAGGGGUCAGGCUCUGGAAGCGUUCAGGGUCAAGGAAAAGGACAGGGUCAGGGACAAGGCCAGGGAUGUGGUCUGGUCCAGGGCUAGGGCUAGGGCCAGGGCCAGGGCCAUGGCUAUGUAA